Messenger RNA from Caenorhabditis remanei, 669 nucleotides. RefSeq lists its product as uncharacterized. The record is from RefSeq and is a predicted model, not a curated record. The coding region runs from base 1 to 669 and encodes 222 amino acids. NCBI's taxonomy places the organism in Eukaryota, Metazoa, Nematoda, Chromadorea, Rhabditida, Rhabditidae. The transcript has 3 exons.
AUGGUUACAUUCAAAGAUCAUAUUACCGGUGAUUUAUUAAUGGAGUCUGACAAUGGAAAAUUCGAAUUCGUCGAAGAACUUUUCUUCAAAUUUCCUGGAAAUUAUAUUGAAGUGGAGACGGCUUCAGAAGGAAGAAAAACUGUGAUUGAUGUGAUAUGGAAGUAUAAAUUGAAGAAAUUCGACAUGUGGCGAGUUGAGAAGGACAUUUUCGAUUUCGGAGAGAAGUUGGGAGAGCUUGUCGAGACGAAAAUGUAUAGAGACAAAGCAGAUUUCACUUAUAUGAUUGAUUACAUUUUCAAUCUGAGAGCAUGGUUCAGAGCUAAUCGAGAAACGAAGGAUAUCAAGGUAUUCAUGGGCCCAUCAUCAACCUACAUGAAUCAUGCUUACGCAAAGAAUUACACUCCAGUUUUUGUUAAAGAAGAAAAUGGAAUUCCAUUCAUUUAUAUAUUCAAAGAAACAGUUCAUGCAGAUGGUCUGAUUGAAGAUAGAAUAUCGAGAAUGUCUCUGAAAGAAACUGAAGAUUUCCCAGGACAACCAUCACAAAAUACUGAAAACGUAUCGGAUGACGAAGAUGAUGAAAAGGAAGAAAAGGAGAAGAAACAAUCAGAAAAUAUUGAGAAAAAAGAAGAGAAUAUUCCAGCAAUGAAAUCGGAAACAGCUGCCCAGUGA